CACCACGACACUUAACGAGCUAGCCAUAUCCUUCACGAAUCAGAGUGGAGUGCAGCCGAGUACACUUUGCCCCGCAGAAUAUCUCAGAUUAUGAAAGAGGAAUUUCACUACUUAAUGAAAUAAAAAUCCGUCUUCACUAUAUAUCCACCUACAACAAUUUGAAAAGUGUAGAGUAUUUCCGGGAGAUCCCAUAAUAACUGUUGCUUCCAACCCUCUACAUUUGCAUAUUUAUUCAUUUGAACAGUUCGCUUGAAGGCUAUUCUAAACAUUGUCACAACUUCAUUCUCUUAUAAAGCAGGUUCGUUUUUCAGAGAAUUUGAUACAUUUUUGUCAUAUUUGUCACUAAACACGUUACACCAUGGACCAACUCGAAGAGAAGUACAACCGUGGAUUUCGCCAUAUUGAGGAUUUCGAGGAAGCCUUCAGAGUGGUCAGGGUUGAAGAAGAUCGCUACGUAGGCGCCCAUCGCUUGGAAUUACCUAUGAUAGGAGCCAGAGGUGUCUAUGGUGGGCACACGGCUGCUCAGUCGCUCUUGGUGGGUAUUCGAUGCGUUCGGGAUGAUCCUUCCAGAGCGGACUUUCUUCCGGAGCUGUUUCAUAUGUACUUUAUUGCUGCGGGGGAUCCGAGGGUUCCUAUGAGCUACGAGGUUGCAAAGCUAUACGACGACGAGAACAUGUCGAAACGGUCUAUUAAGGUUAUUCAGAAAGGUAGAGUGAGAAGCAAUGUGCUUGUCACCAUGGUAAAGCCUGGAUACAAGACGCAGAAGGCAGUAGAUAUCGCCAUGCCUGUGCCUCCGCUCCAGCUCAAAUACCCGGAUCCAAACAAAUUGUACCAGGUUCACCACACCGGAUAUGUGAGAAAUGCCUAUAGCGACGAAUUUGUAGACUACUCAUUGUGUCCCGAGGAAGAUGCGUUGUAUCCAGCAGAAAGGUGGAUUACGAAAAUCAUGAGACCUCACAACCAGCAAUCUUUCAAAGACCCUACGAAUAACUACGUAGCUCUAGCAGAUCUUUCCGACUCAGCUUUGUUAACCACAAUGGCCAGAGUCUUACACUUGCCUUGGAAUCCUACAGAGGACCAUCCUUUUGAAGAGAUUGACCACUCCAAGAAUGCUAUGUCGAUCAUGCCAAUUACGCUUAAUGCCCUUCAUUUAUUCCACUACAACGCCAUGUCUCUCGACCACCAUAUCUACUUCCACAACGAUAACAUCGGCGAAGACAUCAAGUCGUACGACGCGGUCAAGGAUUGGCUUUGUUUAACCUACCAGAUGACUAGACACCGUAACAGCAGAACUCUUGUGCGCGGUUUCAUGUACAACAAGAAACACCAAUGUGUGGCUACCAUUAUCCAGGAGGGAUUGACCAUCAUGCACGAUAGUGUCCCGGAGAAGGUAAAGUUGUGA
Messenger RNA from Scheffersomyces stipitis CBS 6054, 1402 nucleotides. RefSeq lists its product as uncharacterized. The record is from RefSeq and is a predicted model, not a curated record. Bases 359 to 1402 code for a protein of 347 amino acids. Gene Ontology annotation, molecular function: fatty acyl-CoA hydrolase activity. Gene Ontology annotation, cellular component: peroxisomal matrix. The transcript has 2 exons. Lineage: Eukaryota; Fungi; Ascomycota; Pichiomycetes; Serinales; Debaryomycetaceae. Gene Ontology annotation, biological process: acyl-CoA metabolic process; fatty acid catabolic process.